Messenger RNA from Alosa sapidissima (American shad), 2057 nucleotides. Its product is annotated as apoptotic chromatin condensation inducer in the nucleus-like. The coding region runs from base 419 to 1516 and encodes 365 amino acids. NCBI's taxonomy places the organism in Eukaryota, Metazoa, Chordata, Actinopteri, Clupeiformes, Clupeidae. The transcript is spliced from 8 exons. The record is from RefSeq and is a predicted model, not a curated record.
GCUAACUAGCUUAUCUUGUGUUGCUUGUAUAGAGAUGCUUUGGUGAGAAGUGUGAAAUUUAGCAUUGCUGAAAACAUGCAGCGACUAUGGUGGACGAGGAGCUACAGUGUUGUGUGGCGAGGGGCAAGUAAAUAGUCUUGCAUAGGGUUUAACAGAUCGUAGAGGAUGAUUAUAAACAAAAUUAGGAUAUCUACCUUAUACGUUCUGUAUGAUACACCAUCGCUUCGUCAUAGCCUACACCGAAAUCAUGAAGAUGCUUUCUCGGGAGCAGCAUGCAAUGAUGCUGUUUUAUCCACAGUCUCCCAAGUCUGACUUCCAGACAGAACACAUUGAGGUAGCAUCAGGCAGACCCAGCCCCUGAUGACUGUUGGCAUCAAACCAACCUGGACUGCUAGGCCUUUUCACAGUCACCUCUGUCAUGGACAGAGUCAUGGUGAAGACGGAGACUCACAACAGCAACCCACCACAUAACAAGCACCAUAGCGAUUCUCUGUGGAAUGUUCCGGAAGAAGGGUCUCGUGAGCAUCAGUGCCCCACCCAACAUGGAGAUGGCAUCUCCGGGACAGAGGAUGCCAAGAACCACUUCAUCCAGCAAGAUGGGAGACUAUGCUCACUGUCCAGCCUUAAAAAAAGGCUGAUGGACAGAGAGAGGCAGCGGCGUCACAGAGAGAGGGUCCGUGCUGACCCUGAGAAACAGCAGGCCUACCGGGAGAGGGAAAGACAAAGGUACCAACGCAGGAAGAAUAUGGUCAUUGCUCUUCCAGAGCAAAUGACAGCAGAAUCCCAGAGCCAUGGCUUGAGUGACACAGAAUAUCAAACUGGGCCAACCGUUGAGGAUCACUCUCAUCCAAAUAACUACGCCUUCCAAGACAUGUCACAGAAUUCAGACACGGAAACAGGCAACAUGGCACAAACGGAUAACAUGGUGACAAAAAGGCCAACUCCUGAGGCUGAUAUUGUUGACACCAGACAGCAGAUAAAAGAGAUUAAUCCAGUCAGCCGUCUGUUGCGUGUUACAGAAAAAGAGACUAAGGAACACAUAUUCUCUACCCAACACAGAGCUGGUGUGUUUGGGUCACAGGAUGUCAACUAUUAUUUUGUACAACAAAAUGGGGACCUGUGCUCACUUUCAAGGUUUAAAAAGAGAUUGAUGGACCGAGAGAGACAGCGGCGCUACAGAGAACGGAUCCGCUCCAACCCUGUGAAGCAGUCUGAUGAUGAAAAGGAAAGACGAAGGUUCAUGGACAGAGAGAGGCAGCGACGACGGAGGGAGAGGAUGCGUGCUGAGCCUGACCAGCAGCAGUCCUGCGCAGAGAGGGACAGACAAAGGUUGUUGGAUAGAGAAAGGCAACGACGCUGCAGACAGAGGCUUCAAGCGGACCCUGUGAGGUGGCAAGCUUACCUGGAGAAGGAGCGGUGCAGGUCCAGGGAGGCAGCCAGGAGAAGCCGGGCUAAGAAGUCUCUGGCCAAGGCCCUGACAGGCUGGAUAUCAGAUUGGGGGCAGGGAAGGCAGUAAGGAAACCUAGUAGUAGACGUUCCCUUCAAAAUGGUCACUCAUGGUGGGGGUUUGUGGUGAAGGGAGAAAUGAGACACCUCACCGGGCGGGGCAGGUCAACUGGCCCCUGACACCAGAGCAGAACUUCUUGGUGGGACAGUCAUAGCACAUAAGGACUUCAUCACAGAGUUUCUUAGCAGUACCAAGACGUAAAAAGCCCUGCCCUACUCAGGAGUUUAUGUCUUUUUUCAUCUUUUUUAUUCAGAUUUCUUGUCAUUGCUUUGGUAUGGGCUGUAGUUUAGAAACAUUCUUCAGAAGUGCUGAAGUAUUAUUUAUUGCAUAAUUAGUUUUGUUAUAUAUUAGGUGUCAAUGGAAUUUGACUGUGAUGUGCUCAUGUUGAAUUUGGUCUUUAAAUGUUUAACUUUCGAAAAAGAGUUUUUAGCACGAAGGUGAUAACUGAAAGGUGAUAACUAAUAUUACAAAUAAAUGUAUCAUUUGAUGAGAAAGUUGUUUUUAUGGAUUUGCCUUUACAGUAUAAGAAAUUUAAAAAAUCCAAUAGGAA